This is a messenger RNA of Penicillium manginii, 201 nucleotides long. RefSeq lists its product as uncharacterized. Bases 1 to 201 code for a protein of 66 amino acids. The transcript has a single exon. NCBI's taxonomy places the organism in Eukaryota, Fungi, Ascomycota, Eurotiomycetes, Eurotiales, Aspergillaceae. The record is from RefSeq and is a predicted model, not a curated record.
AUGGCCCGCCACACCGACUCAGACCCGCACGAAGGCGGAUCAAUCUUCGACAUGGCCCAACAAGGAACAGCAAUCCCCAACGACGCAGGCCAAAUGCGCACAAUCCCCUCCGUCCCCCGACCCGACCAACACCCCUCAAGCAAACACUUCGACAACGAUGGCCUUGCGAAAACCCACAACCGCAACGGCUGCCGACAAUGA